GAAACAAGAACACGAAUAGGCCCGUACUGCUGUCCGUCUCUUUCCAUUCGGCGGACACGUUUUUGGCCCGCUCUCGCAGUCCAUUCUUUAUGUCGAUGCUAAAGCCGUGACCUAAAAAUGUGCCAGGUGGCGCUGGUGAGGGGGAGGCUGGCUUUUAUAUAUGCCUCUUUGUUGCACACCCUGCACACUCCGGCUACCGAAAUUGCAGCGUUAUCAACACGGUUACGCCGCGUUCCAUGGCAAAAAGAUUAGAGUUGAUAGAAGUGCCCGCAUCUGUGUAGAAGACAGUGGUUCUAGUUCACUAAUUUUGAUAAGCCAGUUUUCCAAGUUCUUUACCAAGCACUGUUACUUUUCUAUCUUAAAAUUACUCAACUCCAUCAAGAUGGUAGAAAAGAACCUUGGCAGACCAUUUGAUGCUUCCUUGAUCAAGCACAUCAAUUUAAAUGUACCAGCCAUAAAUACGAGAGUUAGAUAUAUCAUUGAAAAGGCGACUAGUAUUACCAAAUGCAACCGUGUAGCAUGGCUGAUCAAAGCAGUAACAUGCAUAGAUCUGACGACACUGGGUGGUGAUGACACUUUUGCAAGUGUUGAAAGACUCACUAAGAAGGCUGUUAAGCCUAUCGUAUUACCAUUUGAAUGGGAAGGCUCUCUGUCUACUGCAGCAGUUUGUGUAUAUCCUGCGCGUGUCGCCGAUGUUGUGCAAACAUUGAAAAACCUUAAUGCCACGGGAAAAGUCAACGUGGCUAGCGUUGCUACCGGAUUCCCAAGCGGUCAAUAUCCGUUGCAAACCCGGAUGGAUGAAAUUUCGCUCGCAGUUUCGAACGGAGCUACAGAAAUAGAUAUUGUCAUAAAUCGAACGCUAGCGUUAACUCAUCAGUGGGAAAAACUAUACAAUGAGAUUAAAUUAAUGAAGCAAGCCUGUGGAAAAGCAAAAAUGAAGACUAUUUUAGCAACUGGUGAACUUUUUGACCUCAAAGAUGUGUAUAGAGCAUCAAUAAUCGCAGCGAUGGCUGGAUCAGAUUUUAUAAAAACUUCUACCGGAAAAGAAACGGUAAAUGCUACCUUACCUGUUGGGAUUGUCAUGUGCAGAGCUAUUCGGGACUACCAUAACUUGACUGGUUACAAGGUCGGAUUUAAACCAGCUGGAGGUAUAAAAACUUGGGGAGAAGCGCUGCAGUGGCUGGUAUUGAUCAAGGAAGAACUGAGCGAUGUAUGGCUCCAUAAUAGCCUGUUCAGAAUCGGCGCUUCGAGUGUGCUAGGUGACAUCACUAGCGAGAUUAAUAGGUCUUUGGAUGAAGUUAAAGAGGCUGAAGUACCUACUUUAUACGAGCAUGAGAACUUUGAUGAUUCAGACAAAUAAAAGUAUCUUCAAAAACUUG
Neodiprion virginianus is the source of this 1379-nucleotide messenger RNA. RefSeq names its product deoxyribose-phosphate aldolase (gene Dera). The coding region runs from base 161 to 1360 and encodes 399 amino acids. Gene Ontology annotation, cellular component: cytoplasm. The record is from RefSeq and is a predicted model, not a curated record. The transcript has 5 exons. Gene Ontology annotation, molecular function: deoxyribose-phosphate aldolase activity. Lineage: Eukaryota; Metazoa; Arthropoda; Insecta; Hymenoptera; Diprionidae. Gene Ontology annotation, biological process: deoxyribonucleotide catabolic process; carbohydrate catabolic process.